AAUAAUCCGUUAGCCCAAUUAUUUAAAUCCAUCAACGGCGGCCAUUUUGCUGACGUGGCUCUUCUUGUCGGACGUUGAAAUAUAUCACCCCAAAAAAACGUUUCCCUCGCAUUUUCCGUCUGUCUCUGCUCAGACGAGAGGGUUUCAAAUUUGGAUUUGUUUUAUUUUUAUUUUUAUUUUUUAUUUUGUAUCUAUUUUCGCUUAACUCAAUCUGCCGGGACGCGGCAAAAAAAUGUCUUCCGACCAAGGAAAGCGAGAGCAGAGGAGCGGCAGACUGGUAGCUUUGACCGGCGGCGCUGCCGCUGUUUUUCUGGCUCUGGCGGUCAACUUCGCCGUUUCGGCCAUCAAUUCUCGUUCCAGAAACCGAAAAAAGAGAGAGGUUCGAGGAUCAAAUGUGCAAAUAAAUCUAACGGCUUCAGAAAUUUUGAGAUUGGCGGAUAGAAUUAUUGCACAAUCAAAGAAAGUUUAUGACUCAGUCGCUGCUAUUCCUCUCGACAAGGUCACUUGUGCAAAUGUGCUGUUACCUUUAGCUGAGUUAGAAGGCCAACACUUUCCCCUUGUUCAGUCUUGUGUCUUUCCAAAAUUGGUGUCCACUUCUGAAGAUGUGAGAAAAGCAUGUGCGGAGGCUGAGCGAAGGAUAGAUUCUCAUGUUUCUACGUGCAGUAAAAGGGAGGAUAUCUACCGCGUUGUGAAGGCUUUGGUGGCUAGAGGUGACUAUAUGAGCUCCGAAGAGAAAUGCUUUGCUAAGAUCCUGGUUCAAGAUUUUGAGCGCAAUGGUUUGAAUUUGCCCAUGACAAAGAGGGAGGAGCUCCAGCGUCUAAAAACUCAGAUAGAUGAACUGAGCAUGCAGUAUAUCCGCAAUUUGAAUGAUGAUCAAUCUUACCUGCUUUUUACUGAGAUCGAACUGGCCGGGUUACCACCUGAAUUUCUGAAGGUCUUAGAUGAAGAUGGUAAGGGUAAAUACAAGAUCAGUCUGAAGAGCCAUCAUGUAUCACCAACCUUGGAGCUCUGCAAAGUAGGAUCUACAAGGAAAGCUGUGGCUGUGGCUUAUGGAAGGAGAUGUGAAGCCAAUAUUCCAAUCUUAGAGAAAAUGAUUCAAUCAAGGCACAGACUUGCCAGAUUGCUUGGAUAUGGCAAUUAUGCAGAUUAUGCUAUUAAUCAUAGAAUGGCAGGCUCAUCCUCAAAGGUUUUUGAUUUGCUGGAGGAUAUCUCUGGAAACUUAAGUGAACAGGCUGCUAGAGAACUUGCAAUCUUAAGAGAGUUAAAGAAGCAAGAGGAAGGAGAAUUGACUUUUGGAGUUGAAGAUUUACUGUAUUAUGUAAAAAGGGCCAGAGAUCAACAGAUUGAUCUUGACUUUGGAGAUGUGAAACAGUACUUUCCUGUCAAUUUAGUUUUGUCAGGAAUCUUCAAGAUUUGCCAAGAUCUAUUUGGAUUGAGAUUUGAGAUAAUUGAAGAUGCAGAAGUUUGGCACUCUGAUGUGGAGCUUUUUUCAGUUUUUGAUUUAAGUUCUGGGGAUCUCAUGGGUUACUUCUAUCUAGAUAUAUACUCCAGGGAAGGAAAAUAUGCUCAUACCUGUGUUGUGGCUCUGCAAAAUGGCUCAUUGAUUGGCGGGAGAAAACUGAUCCCAAUAGCUUUACUCAUUUCACAGUUUGAAAAGGAAGUGGAUGGCCAUCCUGGGUUAUUGCGAUUCCCGGAAGUUGUUAAUCUUCUCCAUGAGUUUGGUCAUGUGGUGCAAUAUAUCUGCAACCGUGCUUCAAUUGCUAGAUUUUCUGGGUUACGAUUAGAUCCUGAUUUUGUGGAGAUCCCUGCCCGUAUGUUAGAGAACUGGUGUUACGAGAGCCUCUCUUUGAAACUGAUAUCUGGUUUUCAUAAGGAUAUUACAAAGGCCAUAGAUGAUAAUAUAUGUGAAUCGCUGAAGCGAUGGCGAUCCUCUUUCUCAGCAUUGAGAUUGAAACAAGAAAUUCUCUAUUGUCUUUUUGAUCAGAUUAUUCAUUCUACCGAGGAUGUGGAUAUUCAAGGACUAUAUAAGCAUCUUCAUCCAAAGGUAUUGUUGGGGCUGCCUGCUCUUGAGGGAACAAAUCCAGCCUCAUCUUUUCCUGGUUCUGCUAUUGGCUUUGAAGCUACUUGUUACAGUCGCAUUUGGAGUGAGGUUUUUGCUGCUGAUAUCUUUGCCUCAAAAUUCAGUGUCGAUCUUUUCAACCAGCAUACGGGCAUGCAAUUCAGGAAUAAGGUUUUUGCUCCUGGAGGGGAGAAAGAUCCUUUACAGUUACUGUCGGAUUUUCUGGGGAAGGAACCAUCAAUACAAGCCUUUCUUGAUGCCAAGUCUGAUUCAUGCUAAUCAAGGAUGGUGUUUGUAAUUCUACUUUUCUGUAAAUUUUUGUCAACAAAGAAAGAAUUCAAUGGCAUAUUUAUAAGUUAAGGGCUGUCUUCUCAUCAUGCCAUUGAUAUGGAUUGGAAAGUUUUUGAGCUGGUAAAUGCUCAGAUUUUUUUCUGAUGUAAGUAGCAUUGUAGUAAUAUAAGGCCCAGAGGUAAUGCUGGAGACUAGAUCUAAAUAACUCGGACCACCCGGUGAAAAGCAUGAAAAUGUAAGGUGAUUAAAUCUAACCGAGUUUGUAUUUGGACUGUCUUCUGUCACAUUAAUUCGUACUAAUAGUUGGAUACAGAAUUUGAGAUGAUGAUGAUGAUGAUGAA
This is a messenger RNA of Oldenlandia corymbosa var. corymbosa, 2691 nucleotides long. The record is from the annotation of a GenBank genome assembly. NCBI's taxonomy places the organism in Eukaryota, Viridiplantae, Streptophyta, Magnoliopsida, Gentianales, Rubiaceae.